Molecule: messenger RNA, 1590 nt
Organism: Paramacrobiotus metropolitanus
Lineage: Eukaryota; Metazoa; Tardigrada; Eutardigrada; Parachela; Macrobiotidae
Product: protoheme IX farnesyltransferase, mitochondrial-like
Exons: 6
Coding region: 453-1415 (320 amino acids)
Biological process (GO): heme biosynthetic process
Cellular component (GO): mitochondrial membrane; mitochondrion
Molecular function (GO): protoheme IX farnesyltransferase activity
Source: RefSeq, a predicted model, not a curated record
UUUAUUUUCUUUUCCAGUGGUUUUAAUAUUAUGAAUAUUUUUAUGGAAAAUUGAAAAAUUUUUAUGUAAGUUUCAAGUACAUACUACGUACGUGGUUUAAGUACUGUAAUAGCUUUGCAGACUGUAAGAAUUAUGGAAUUUUAGGUUGGUGUAAUUUGAGAGAAUUAUAAGUGAGGUUUGAAUUAAGUACUGUAUUAUCAUCCUGCGACCUGCAUGUAUUUAAACACCACCGCUGUCUUACAACUUCCAAGCCCUUUCCUCCUGUCUUUGGGCGCAGUUUACAUGGAAUCUGCAUUAUCUAAUCACCUGAUGUCAGUAAAAGGAUGAAGCGGAUUUUCUGGAUACCGUAAGUAACGCUUAACAAAGCAUGACCAUGCUAUGAAAACCUCCGCGAACUGUUCUCGGACGACGGAUCGACAAAUCAGCCUUUGAUCGCCUCCCGAAACUUGAAUAUGGACAUCGCAGCUGGACUCCGCUACUGUGCCAUGCUCUCCAAGAGCCGCUUAACAGGGCUUGUUGUUGCCACCACGAUGUCAGGUUACGCGAUGGCUCCGGGAGUGAUCAGUCCAUCGACGCUUGCGCUGGUUACGGUCGGUACCGCUUUGACAUCGUCCGCCGCAAAUUCCUUCAACCAGUUCCUGGAGAUUCCCUACGACUCCCAGAUGACUCGAACUCGAAAUAGAGUUUUGGUUAAAGGAGUAAUUAGUCCUUUGCAUGCCGUGACUUUUGGUCUCGUAUCCGGAGUGGCGGGUAUUGCUACGUUAGCUGCUGGCGUGAAUCCGAUUACCGCUUGUCUGGGCGCAGCUAACCUGAUGCUGUAUGCAUCUAUUUAUACACCCAUGAAACGCGUUAGCAUCGCCAACACGUGGAUAGGAGCCGUGGUAGGAGCUAUUCCUCCCAUUAUGGGAUGGACAGCGUGCACGGGAUCUAUUGACACAGGCGCACUUAUUCUGGGUGGGAUUCUUUAUUGUUGGCAGUUUCCUCAUUUUAAUGCUUUAAGUUGGAAUUUGCGAGGGGAUUACUCGCGUGCCGGCUACAGAAUGAUGUGUGUUACGGAUCCCGGUUUGUGCCGCAGAACGUCGCUUAGGCACUCGGUUCUCCUUAGCGGUUUGUGUUUCCUAUCGCCCGUCGUCGGAUUAACGACAUGGAUGUUUGCAUUGGAUUCUUUGCCUUUAAAUUUGUACAUGAUGUAUUUAUGUUAUCGCUUUUACGAGUCAGCCGACAGUCAAACGUCGCGUAAACUGUUCCGCUACAGUUUAAUCUAUUUACCUUCUCUUAUGAUUUUAAUGUUUAUAAGUAAAAAUCGGGAAACCAUCAAGCCGAGCACGGAUGAGGAGCGUGUUGAUGUGCCAAAGCUCAAGGAUAAAAGUGAUACCAGUACCGUUGUUGUAAAUACUAAUAAAGAAAACCAAUAACCAUCGUUGCUGUGUAUGGGCUAUUGUUUAUGAUUUUUCCCUAUCCGAAUAUCGAAGCACUUCUUUUGAUUGCGUUGUUCAGGAACAUCAUCGGGGUGUAAUCUCUGUGUUCAUGUGACUGUGCCGCAGCGAUCGAGUGCAUUUCCACUCCACAAGUUGGGCAAACCUUUUGAAG